UUAUAAUAUAAACACUAAACUAUUGAAUAGAUCUUAAUCAUUUUUUACUUGAUUUGCCGGAUACAUUAUGAAUCAAAUAACAUGGUUAUCUGUAUUCUAUACCAAAGGAUAUUUCAUCCUUAUGUUAUGUUUCUUUAUUUAUAUUCCUUCAUUGGUAUCCCUAAAUGAAUCGGAUGUGACAAAUGAACAAAUUAUUGAUUAUCCAUCAAUGAAACAAAUACUCUCCAAAGUUAAGAAAGCUAAACAAUUUGAUGUAUUGAAUGAUAAAGAGAAGAAUAAAACAGAACCUGAUGAAUUAAUUAUAGCUCCAGUACGAUUUAAUCGUUUACGACGUUAUUUUAGACAUCAAAGACGUAUGAUGAGAGCACAAUAUAGAAUGAUGAGAUUACAAAGAAGAUUAUACCGUCGACAUUAUCGUCGUCCAUUUGGUUACUUUCCAUAAAUAAUAAUCUUGAAUUAUUUAAAUAUUCAUUUUACAUUAUUAUUACUACUUAUUAUUGAUUGUAACGGUGAUCUUUCUGAUUGUUUAUCAGUCAAGUUGGUGAGUUCUAUUGAUGAACUAAUUCUAUUUUCAAAAUUUAUUUCUCGUAUCAAAUGGAUAAAAGGCGAUUUGACAUCUACUUUCUAAUUAAUUCUGUUUAAUUUUACUGUGUAUUGAUGAAUUUACUAAAAUAAAUCUUAAUGAGCUGUU
Molecule: messenger RNA, 691 nt
Organism: Schistosoma rodhaini
Lineage: Eukaryota; Metazoa; Platyhelminthes; Trematoda; Strigeidida; Schistosomatidae
Source: the annotation of a GenBank genome assembly